Molecule: messenger RNA, 1788 nt
Organism: Linepithema humile (Argentine ant)
Lineage: Eukaryota; Metazoa; Arthropoda; Insecta; Hymenoptera; Formicidae
Source: RefSeq, a predicted model, not a curated record
AUCUGUAAUUAAAAAAACAAUUAUAUAAACAUGCAACAAUCUGCAGAUAAAUUCCACGUUGUUUUUAAAUUAAAAUCUUAGAACUGUUCAUUAAAACAAUUAAAACUUUUGUUGAAGCAUUUUUUUGCACGUAAUUGGGUAAUUGCGCAAGUGCUUGUUCUUCGUCGACGUAUUAACUCCUUAAUCAGACAAUCGAGGAAAAUGGAUGCAACUACAUAACAGGUGGCUGACAGCGGGGCAGAAUUGUUCAUGUCAUUAUCUAUCAGCGGGCGCUGCCCACACUCUUUUCCGCUCGAAGAUUUUAACGUCUGAUUUUUCCGCUCGCAGAAAGAAAACAGAAGAGCCGGGACGUGACAUCGGUAAUGCGUUUAGCCGGUUCCCUGCCAAUCAUCGGAGCGUAACAUCGCGGAAUAUUGAGCGACCGGCGGCGGAGGCGUUUGCAGAGAGAAGAAAGAAAAUUGUUUAUCAGUGCGCGCGGCGGUACAUGAAUUAAAAUUCAGUACCACCUCCCUUCCCGAGCAGCUUUUCCAACUGGGGGAUGAACAAUGUUGGUCGUCGUAUAAAAACGCGCGUUCCGCGCGUACCUUACAUUCCACCGUCGAUUUUUCCAGCGUCCUGUGCACGCAGGUAAGUGCUGAUGCGAGAUGUUCCGAUAGCAUCGAGUGUCCUUUUACCUUUUAAUUUCACAGUAGACACUUUCGUUCCGCGGUUUCUGUCACAGACCUCUCCGACGAUCAUAUUAUCGUUUGCUUUUACUUGCGUUGGACGGUAAAAAGUGAAUCAUCUUCGAGCGAAAAGACAUGUUCAAAAUUUGGAGCAAGUGCUGUGAAAACAAUCAGAUUUCGAUUCAUCAGUUUAGUUGCAUUAUCAAUAUAUAUUAUAUUUAACAGCCAUUAUAUUUGAAUUAACAGCUCAUCGAUUUAUUCGAUCUCUUUUAGAAGAGGAUUUUUAUGUGUACGCAUGAUAAUACAUUUAUGUUCUUACUCAACGCAUAUCACAAACAAUUGGCAACAUAUGUAUUGACAAAGAUCUGCGUAAAACGAAAAAUUGGCAAAUAUGAUUGCAGACAUGAAUCUGACUCUCGCGCUGUCUUGCAUGAUCGCAAUCAUGUGGCUGUUCUGUGGAAGAUGUAAAGCAGCUCCGGGAUUAAUUACCGGUAUGCACCGCAAUUUAAGGAACCAUCCACAUAUUCACGGAUACACCGUGGAAGGCCUCGUGAAGGAUCUCGUGGAGGACCUCGUCGGCGAGGAUGAGGACAGUCUGCGACUCAGUAAACGCCAGCAGCUGGACGAUUACGGUCACAUGAGAUUCGGCAAGCGAUCCAACGGCGAAGACGAGGAGUACGGACAUCCGCGAUUCGGCAGAAAUAUUGAGUAAAACGCCACCACGCCGGAUUCCUCUAGAUCGUAGAUCGUGAUCGUGCACACAUUUGUGCAAGAUGUAGAUAGAAUAUAUUUUACAUUGCAGCUAUUACAAUCGUGUCUCGUUAUUUUACCUUCUCCAGUUUUUCUUUACGCUGCGAAUUAAUCUGUGUUUCCUGAAAUUACGCUUACAAUUUUAUCGUAAUUACUUCGGAUUAUUUUGUAACCAUGUCGCUAUACUCCCUUAGAAAGAUAAUUACAAUUGACGAAAUUAUAAACCAUUCAAUUUUCUUCGUGUGUUAAGAUGCAUUAAAACGCGCUAACGUGCAAAAAUAAAAUCAGUUCUCGAUUUGUUAAAAAUAUCGAAGUGUUGUGUUAAUUCUCAAAUAUCUUAGUUUUAUGAAUAAAGAGAAAAUCAUUGCGUUCA